AAAGAAAACUCAACACAACCCAUCACUCCCUCCACUCUUUGCGUUCUUAUCUUCUCCUUUCUUCUUCUUCUUCUUCUUCUAUGAUGGAGUCCAAGCCCAGCUCAACAAUCAAUAAUCUUAGUAUCACUGUAGAGAGAAAUCCAUCUGAAUCACGCUUAUCUGAACUGGGUAUCAAGUCAUGGCCCAAAUGGGGAUGUCCGCCGGGGAAAUUCCCUCUGAAAUUUGAUGCAGAAGAGACAUGUUAUUUACUGAGAGGAAAAGUGAAAGCUUACACAAAAGGGUCGCCGGAGUUUGUUGAGUUCGGUGCCGGAGAUCUUGUUACCAUACCAAAGGGUCUCAGUUGCACUUGGGAUGUAAUGGUUGCCGUUGAUAAGCACUACAAAUUCGAUUCUUCUUCUUGA
Telopea speciosissima is the source of this 401-nucleotide messenger RNA. RefSeq lists its product as uncharacterized. The transcript has 2 exons. NCBI's taxonomy places the organism in Eukaryota, Viridiplantae, Streptophyta, Magnoliopsida, Proteales, Proteaceae. The record is from RefSeq and is a predicted model, not a curated record. The coding region runs from base 81 to 401 and encodes 106 amino acids.